Messenger RNA from Rhinolophus ferrumequinum (greater horseshoe bat), 2377 nucleotides. RefSeq names its product prolyl 4-hydroxylase subunit beta (gene P4HB). The record is from RefSeq and is a predicted model, not a curated record. The coding region runs from base 70 to 1599 and encodes 509 amino acids. Gene Ontology annotation, cellular component: external side of plasma membrane; endoplasmic reticulum. Gene Ontology annotation, biological process: response to endoplasmic reticulum stress; protein folding. NCBI's taxonomy places the organism in Eukaryota, Metazoa, Chordata, Mammalia, Chiroptera, Rhinolophidae. The transcript is spliced from 11 exons. Gene Ontology annotation, molecular function: protein disulfide isomerase activity.
CGGACUACGCGCGCUCUCGUGGCCUCGCUGUCCGGCGGCGCCGAUCGACGCGCCGCGCCCGCAUCCGACAUGCUGCGCCGCGUUCUGCUGUGUCUGGCCCUGGCCUCGCUGGCUCGCGCGGGCGCCGACCCCGAAGAGGAGGACAAUGUCCUGGUGCUCCACAAGGGCAACUUCGAGGAGGCGCUGGCGGCUCAUAAGUACCUACUGGUGGAGUUCUAUGCCCCUUGGUGUGGCCACUGCAAGGCUCUGGCCCCUGAGUAUGCCAAAGCAGCUGGGAAACUGAAGGCAGAAGGCUCGGAGAUCAGGCUGGCAAAGGUGGAUGCCACAGAGGAGUCUGACCUGGCCCAGCAGUAUGGCGUCCGUGGCUACCCCACCAUCAAGUUCUUCAAGAACGGAGACACGGCUUCCCCCAGAGAGUAUACAGCUGGCAGAGAAGCUGACGACAUUGUGAACUGGCUGAAGAAACGCACGGGCCCCGCUGCCACCACACUGGCCGAUGUGUCUGCUGCAGAGGCCUUGGUGGAGUCCAGCGACGUGACGGUCAUCGGCUUCUUCAAGGACGCGGAGUCAGACUUUGCCAAGCAGUUCCUGCUGGCAGCAGAGGCCACUGAUGACAUACCCUUUGGAAUGACGUCCGCCAGUGAUGUGUUCUCCAAGUACCAGCUGGACAAGGACGGGGUUGUCCUCUUUAAGAAGUUUGACGAAGGCCGGAACGACUUUGAGGGUGAGAUGACCAAAGAGAAGCUGCUGGACUUCAUCAGACACAAUCAGCUGCCACUGGUCAUCGAGUUCACCGAGCAGACGGCCCCGAAGAUUUUCGGAGGGGAGAUCAAGACUCACAUCCUACUGUUCCUGCCCAAGAGCGUGUCCGACUACGAUGGCAAACUGAGCAACUUCAAGAGCGCCGCUGGGAGCUUCAAGGGCAAGAUCCUGUUUAUCUUCAUCGACAGUGACCACGCCGACAACCAGCGCAUCCUCGAGUUCUUCGGCCUGAAGAAGGAGGAGUGCCCGGCUGUGCGUCUCAUCACCCUGGAGGAGGAGAUGACCAAGUACAAACCCGAGUCGGACGAGCUGACAGCGGACAAGAUCACGGAGUUCUGCCGCCGCUUCCUGGAGGGCAAGAUCAAGCCCCACCUGAUGAGCCAGGAGCUGCCAGAAGACUGGGACAAGCAGCCUGUCAAAGUGCUGGUGGGGAAGAACUUUGAAGAGGUGGCUUUUGAUGAGAAAAAGAACGUCUUUGUGGAAUUCUACGCCCCGUGGUGUGGCCACUGCAAACAGUUGGCUCCCAUUUGGGAUAAGCUUGGAGAGACAUACAAGGACCAUGAAAAUAUCGUUAUCGCCAAGAUGGACUCGACGGCUAACGAGGUGGAGGCCGUCAAAGUGCACAGCUUCCCCACGCUCAAGUUCUUCCCGGCGGGCGCAGACAAGACGGUCAUCGACUACAACGGGGAGCGCACGCUAGACGGCUUUAAGAAGUUUCUGGAGAGCGGUGGUCAGGAUGGGGCAGGGGACGACGACGAUCUGGAAGACCUAGAGGAAGCAGAGGAGCCUGACCUGGAGGAUGAUGACGAUCAGAAAGCUGUGAAGGACGAACUGUGAUGUCGCAGCCAGCCCUGGGCACCCACCUCGCCCUCAGAGGGCUGCUCCCCCGCAGCCCAGCUCCGGGGCCCGGGACCCUCACUCGGAGGAGGAGCGGCCACCAGAAAUACAGGGAACUUCCGAGGCAACACUUCACUCUAACACACGUAGAUUUAGACCCGUCUCUUCCUUCCGCUUUUCAGUUUCUGGAAAGGGAUCCCUCUCCAGGCCAGCCCACCCUGGGGGCCGUUUCUUUUUAAUUGUGAUGUACUUUUUUGUACACGGUUUUGUCCAGAGCGCUCGCUAAAAUGUUUGGGAAUCUCACGCUGGCACUGUCUCCUUCCUGUUAGGUUUAUGCUGUCACUUUUCAAAAGUUUCAUCUGUGGGAUUUUUAGACAUUUUUGGACGCCAGGGUGUCUGUGCACCUUGGCCAGGACGCCCUGGAGACUGAUGUCCCCUGCGUGGAGAGGGACCAAGCCAGGCUGGACGGGUCAUUCUCACCUCAUGCCAGUGUUGCCGUGACUGAGCAUGGCUGUCGCAUUGUUUGGUGAAAUGGAGACUUCAGAUCUCUGUCCCAGGGGCAGCAGGGCCAGCCCGGUCCCCUCCCCAGCCAGGCCCUUCACUGCUUUGCCCUGUGGGUGGCCUGAGGCGUGUACUGGGCAGAACCAGGACCCUCCACCUCCAGGCCGGAGACACCCGGGACACUUGAACCCCAUCGAUUGUUGACAGUUCCUCAGGCAUUUCUGUCACAUUGGAAAUUGGAACUGAACACAUUGGCCAAAUAAAGUUGAAAUUCUAC